Molecule: messenger RNA, 2787 nt
Organism: Ostrea edulis (European flat oyster)
Lineage: Eukaryota; Metazoa; Mollusca; Bivalvia; Ostreida; Ostreidae
Product: vacuolar protein sorting-associated protein 16 homolog
Exons: 22
Coding region: 104-2590 (828 amino acids)
Biological process (GO): intracellular protein transport; vacuole fusion, non-autophagic; endosomal transport
Cellular component (GO): endosome; lysosomal membrane; HOPS complex
Molecular function (GO): actin binding
Source: RefSeq, a predicted model, not a curated record
ACUAAAGUCGGGAUCGACAUUCAAUACUUCGUAGGAUUUUUUAGCGAAGAAGUGUUUAUCGUGGGAAGGAAAAUACUUGAUUAGUUCACACAAAUGAGAUGAAAUGGCCACAGCAGAUUGGAAUCCGCUCGGAAAUGUAUAUUUCAAAAAAUCUGAACUGUAUUCAAUGGACUGGAGUGAGAUUGUGGACGUCAGUAAAUUUGAGGUAGCUGCAGCCCCGUAUGGCGGUCCAGUGGCAUUGCUGAAGGAUGACACCAAAACUGCCCGGGUCCAGGUGGUCACCAAACCUAUUGUUACUGUUUUCACUGCUGCUGGGAAACAAAUAAGUCAAAUGAGGUGGAACAGUGGCACAAUCCACAAGAUGGGGUGGUCCCACACAGAGGACCUGCUGUUUGUGCAAGACGAUGGGGUGGUGCUGGUGUAUGAUAUGUUCCUCACCUUCAAAAAGACAUUUGGUAUGGGCAAGGAGGUGAAGGACGUGAAGCUGAUUGACUGUAAGAUAUUCAGUAGUUACCAGGGGACUGGUAUAGCUGUACUGACCAGUACUUACAGAGUGUAUAUAGCCAACAGCGUGGACGACCCCAGGAUCAGAAGGCUGGCUGAGGUGCCAGGUUUGUCCUCAGCUCCCAGUAGCUGGACGGUGAUCAAUUUGGAUCGACAGUCUCGAGCUCUGAUUGCCAAGGGGAGUGAACUCUGUUUGAUUGACCAUGGAGGCCAAUACCAAGUACAGACUCCUGAUGUUUCUACAGACGUGACUGAGUUUUUGGCCAUGUCUCUGUCAUUUAACAAUCGUUCUCUGGCCAUGUUCACAGAUAAAGGGGUCAUCUGGAUCGGUUCAUCAGACCUGCAGAAAAAAUACUGUGAAUUUAACACCAAAUCUCCAACACCACCUCAGCAACUGUCUUGGUGUGGUUCCGGGGCUUUGGUGGGGCUGUGGGGAACAACGAUGCUGGUGGUGGGCCCUGAUAAAGACUGGAUUAACUUCAACUUUGACUCUCCGAUCCAUCUGGUGGAAGAGGAGGACGGACUACGGAUUAUCGGGAAUUACCAGCAUGAAUUCCUCCAUAAAGUCCCAGAGGUCACAGAGAAAAUAUUCAAAAUAGGCUCGAUGGAACCAGGUGCCAUGUUGUUUGAAGCCUCUAAAGAAUUUUACAAAGGAAGUCAGAAAGCAGAUGAAUACAUCAGAAUCAUAAAAGACCAACUUGAAAUAGCAGUUAGUCAGUGUAUAGAAGCCGCAGGUCAUGAAAUAGAUCCAUCGAAACAGAAACCACUACUCAGGGCCGCUACGUUUGGGAAGUGCUUCUUGACGGACUAUAGUCCGGAGGCUUACGUGAAUAUGUGUCAGAUGUUACGUGUUCUAAACCAAGUGAGGAAUCAUGUGAUAGGCAUUCCUCUCACCUACUCUCAAUUACAGCAUUUAUCCAUGCCAAUUUUAAUAGAUCGACUUGUGCUCAGGAAAUUAUUUUACUACGCUGUGAAAAUCUGUCAGUAUUUGAAAAUACCUGAUGCUGAGGGAGCUAGCAGGAUACUGGCACACUGGGCUUGCUAUAAGGUUCAGCAGAAGACGGAAGACGAUGAGACUGUAGCUAGAGCCAUCAAUCAGAAGCUUGGAGAUACCCCGGGGAUAUCCUACUCCGACAUCGCUAGCCAUGCUCUGGAAGUGGGGCGUACUGACUUAGCCAUAAGGCUGCUGGACUUUGAACCCCGAGCUGCUCAGCAGGUUCCCCUGUUGAUGAAGAUGCAGAAGGACAGUAUAGCUCUCGCAAAGGCUAUUGAAAGUGGAGACACAGACCUAGUUUAUACAGUAUUACUGAAGCUGAAGGAGUCUAUGAAUCAAGGAGAGUUUUUCAUGGCAAUCAGGAACACGCCAAUAGCUUACUCACUGUUUAUUCAGUACUGCAGGCAACAGAACAGAAAGCUGAUGGAAGAUCUCUUUUACCAGGAAGACAACUUUCAGGAAGAAGGCAACUGUAAAGUCAUCAACAGUUUUGGAGAGGAUAGAAUGGAAGACCGAGUGGAGGAACUCAAGCUUGCCCAGUCCUGCUUUGCUAAAGCCAAAAAUGAGUUUGCUAGGGUGCAAACGGACGAGCAGAUGAAGUUGUUGAAAUACCAGCAGAGACUGGAGGAGGAGAUGAAUAGACCGUUUCUCAAUCUCUCCCUUCAUCAGACAAUUUACCGCCUCACUAUCGGUAACAAUCACAAGGUGGCCGAACAACUCAGAAAGGAAUUCAAAGUCCCAGACAGAAGGUAUUGGUGGUUAAGGAUCAAUGCUCUGGGAGAAAGUGGUGAUUGGAUUGAACUUGAGAAAUUUUCCAAAGGAAAGAAAGCACCUGUUGGUAUGGAGGCAUUUGUAGAAGUUUGUGCAAAAUACGGAAAUAUGAGGGAAGCUCUGAAGUACAUGACCAAAGUGGCCCCAGAACAGAAAGUGAAAUGCUUAGUGAAAGUAGGGGAGAAGAAGAAGGCAGCAGAAACUGCAUUUGAGAACCGGAAUGAGGAGGAGUUGUCUUAUGUGUUAUCAAAGUGUGGACCCAGUGAUAAACAGUUAGUGGACGCAAUCCGCGGUAUGAAACAGCAACUUGGCCGGAGGUGAUCCGUGCUGAAUCGCAAGAUCCCAGUACGAGAAUUCCGAGGCAGGGACAGUGUUCGAAGCGCAUUCCAUGGAUUCUGUGACUAAAUUGUGUGCAAUACUUGUGUCGUUAAAUAUUUUGUUUAUUGUUAUGAUGAAGAAGUAACUUGAAUAUAUAAUUCUGUAUAUAAAUAAUACUACAUAAAUACCUGAAAAUGUAA